AUGUCUGCCUUUGCGGGGAACUCGAGCGUCUCCCCUGGGCUGGAGGCACCGGGCUGCUCCUUCUGCUGCUGCAGCCUGCUGAGCCGCACCCUGACCGUGGUCUUCAUGGUGAGCCUGGCCACGGCCAUCGUGGCGGCCAACGCGGUCACGCUCACCGUGUUCGUACAGACCCGGCAGUGGCGCACCCCGCAGGGCUACCUCAAAGUGUCUCUGGCUUUGGCAGACAUGAUGGUGGGAGUGCUGGUGGUGCCCUUCUCCGUGUAUACGGAGAUCUCCUUGCUGGCGGCCGCGGUGCCCCCGUCGUGGUUCCAGAAAGAUCCGGCACUCUCCACGGGCAGCUCGCCCGGCUCCUGGCAGCCCUGCAAGCUCAUCGGCCCCGUGUUCGCCGGCUGCACCUUCGUGUCCAUCAGCACCAUCUUCCUGAUGACGCUGGAGCGCAGCGUGGCCAUCCUGCGGCCGCUGCACAAGGACGGCCUGGUGACCCGCCGGCGGACGCUGCUGCUCGUCGCGCUCUCCUGGGCCGGCAGUUUCCUGCUGGCGCUGGCGCCGCUCUGCCUGAGCGACAGCUUCACGCUCGAGUACAACGCGUGCAGCCGCAUGUGCAACUACGCGCCCCUGUUGGCCGAGUCCAGCCUCCCGUCGGACAGCAGCGUCAUGCUGCUCUUCCCUGCCUUCGACUUCACCCUGCUGAGCGGAACGCUGGCCAUCAACGUCCUGUCCUUCAGCAGCAUCCGCCGCUACACCCGCAAGCGCAAGCUCCUGUCGGAGGGCGGGCCCCAAGCGAACGGCUGCCCGCACCCGCCUUCCUUCUCGGACAUCAAGGCGGCGAAGACCAUCAGCAUCCUGACGUUUGCGUUCGCCGCUUCCUUCACGCCCAUCGCCGUGUUCGUGCUGGGCAACGUGGCGGGCCACGCCUGGUGCGGCUUCUCCUUCUUCGCCUUCUGGAUGCUGACAGCCAACAGCUGCUGCAACGUGAUCAUCUACAGCGCGCGGGACCGGCGCUUCCGCAGAGGCGUGACCCUGCUCCUGCGGCCCGGCCGCCCGCCCUUGCUGGAGGACAAGAGCUGA
Messenger RNA from Scleropages formosus (Asian bonytongue), 1068 nucleotides. Its product is annotated as adenosine receptor A3-like. Gene Ontology annotation, molecular function: G protein-coupled adenosine receptor activity. Lineage: Eukaryota; Metazoa; Chordata; Actinopteri; Osteoglossiformes; Osteoglossidae. The coding region runs from base 1 to 1068 and encodes 355 amino acids. The record is from RefSeq and is a predicted model, not a curated record. Gene Ontology annotation, cellular component: plasma membrane; synapse; dendrite. Gene Ontology annotation, biological process: G protein-coupled receptor signaling pathway. The transcript is spliced from 2 exons.